This is a messenger RNA of Chara braunii, 715 nucleotides long. Lineage: Eukaryota; Viridiplantae; Streptophyta; Charophyceae; Charales; Characeae. The record is from the annotation of a GenBank genome assembly.
CGGCGGCGAUCGGCAACGAUUUCGAGGCAUAUUAGUAUUGAGUUAGCAGGCGACGUUUUUUUAGAUGGCGGGAUACGGGGACUGCCGUGAGCAGGGCGGUAACUAUUACGACCAUGGGAGGAGUAGCUGCGAUCGGUACAGCGGCGAUCGCGACCACAGAGAGAGACAGCGCGGUUAUGGGAGCGACCGACGAGGUCCUCUUACGUGUUUCAACUACAGGGAAUCAUGGCACUAUGUUUAUCAGUGUCCGCACCCGCGUAGGAACACUUACUCCAGUAAGGGAGCAACUGGAGAUUCCCGAGAGACCAGCUCACCUGGUCGGUCUGAGCGAGCUAGGCUGACGCAACACAGUGAUGUUCUCGAGUCUAAGGUUGAAGAAAUCGGGACGAGUGUUGCUGUUGUCUGCCAGUACGUGGAGAUCGAACAGCAGAAGAAGGCUGCGAAAGAGCGACGGCGAGCCGAGAAGCUUGAAGCGGGGGAAAGAGCAGCGGCGGAGCGUGCGGAGUCAGAACUCAAGAAGGCGCACAGGGCCGAGAAAGCCCGCAAGGAGACCGAGCGGAAGGAGGAGAUUCACAAGUGUUUUGACAUCAAGAUGGCGCUACGGGUUGGCGAGUUGCGUGAUGAAGUUCGUGAUGAUAUACGAUAGGAGAUUCGAGAGGCCAUUGGCGAGAUAUGCACGGUGGUUGCUAGGGGUAAACAAAAGUCUCCUCACACG